Molecule: messenger RNA, 2206 nt
Organism: Pipistrellus kuhlii (Kuhl's pipistrelle)
Lineage: Eukaryota; Metazoa; Chordata; Mammalia; Chiroptera; Vespertilionidae
Gene: MANEA
Product: mannosidase endo-alpha
Exons: 5
Coding region: 160-1548 (462 amino acids)
Cellular component (GO): Golgi apparatus
Molecular function (GO): alpha-mannosidase activity
Source: RefSeq, a predicted model, not a curated record
GCUCCCGGAACGCUCCGCGCGCGGCUUGGAGGCGGGGCAGGUCGGCCCGCCCGGAGGCCGCAGGCACCUCCCGCCCACCUCCCAGCCCGCGGAGCCGCUGCCGGGCCGCCCCCCAGCCCCGCUAAACAUUUGUUAUUUUGGAGUUUAAAGUAUGUCAUCAUGGCAAAGUUUCGAAGAAGGACUUGCAUCAUUUUGUCACUUUUUAGUCUAUUUAUUUUUUCUGUGAUGCUGGGUUUAAAAAUGCUGAGACCAAAUAAAGGCACUUUUGGAGCUCCUUUUGGACUUGAUCUUCUUCCAGAAGUUCGUCGACAAAUUCCUCGCUUGGAGAAAAUUUUUGAUUCUGAAAUGAGUGACACAAUCAACAGUGAAACAAAUAUCAAGCAUUUAAAAAAUGUUGAAUUUACUGUGAAACCUCCCAAAGCCUCUGAACCUCUCCUGGAAGAACUGCAGCCUCUGAAUUAUUAUUUACAUGUAUUUUAUUACACUUGGUAUGGAAAUCCACAAUUUGAUGGUAAAUACAUACAUUGGAACCAUUCAAUGCUGAAGCACUGGGACCCUAGAAUAAACAAUAAUUAUCCACAAGGGACACACAAACCUCCAGAUGAUAUUGGCUCCAGCUUUUACCCUGAGUUGGGAACUUACAGCUCUCGGGAUCCUUCUAUCAUCGAAACUCACAUGAAACAGAUAUACUCAGCUUCAAUUGGUGUAUUAGCCCUUUCUUGGUACCCACCUGAUUCCCAUGAUGAGAAUGGAGUACCUACUGAUGACUUGGUACCAACUAUUUUGGAUAAAGCACACAAAUAUAAUCUAAAGGUCGCUUUUCAUAUUGAACCAUAUAUCAAUCGAGAUGUUCAAAACAUGUACAGAAAUGUCAAAUACAUUAUAGACAAAUACGGAAAUCAUCCAGCCUUUUACAGGUACAAGACUAAGACCGGCAGUUCUCUUCCUAUGUUUUAUGUCUAUGACUCCUAUAUUACAGGCCCUGAGCACUGGGCCAGCCUGUUAACCACCUCAGGGUCUCGGAGCAUUCGCAAUUCUCCUUAUGAUGCACUGUUCAUUGCUCUUCUAGUAGAAGACAAGCAUAAAUAUGAUAUCCUCCAAAGUGGUUUUAAUGGAAUUUACACGUAUUUUGCCACAAAUGGCUUUACUUAUGGCUCAUCAUAUGAGAAUUGGGCUAAAAUAAAAUUGUUUUGUGAUCAUUUCCAACUGCUAUUUAUCCCAAGUGUGGGCCCCGGAUACAUAGACACCAGCAUCCGUCCAUGGAACACUCAGAACACUCGGAACCGGAUCAAUGGGAAGUAUUACGAAACUGCUCUGAAUUUGGCCCUCCAAGCGCACCCUAGUGUAAUUUCUAUCACAUCUUUCAAUGAGUGGCAUGAAGGAACUCAGAUUGAAAGAGCUGUGCCCAAACGAACCAGUAAAAGAGUUUACCUGGAUUACCGGCCUCACAAACCAGGUCUUUACCUGGAACUGACUCGCAAGUGGUCUGAAAAAUACAGUAAGGAAAGAGCAACGUAUGCAUUAGAGCGCCAGCAGCCUGUUUCUUAAUCUUAAUGCACUGUUUUAUGUUUAAUAAGUAUAGAAAACACCUACUUUCAGUAAAUGUCUCUUUUUUGAGUUACGGGAUGAAAACUGUCAAAAUCAGUAUGCACUGUUACCCUCACCACCGUUCACAAUGCUGUACUGACACAAUGCCUGAGAGAAAAUUGUGCAAAAACAUUCCCUGUUCCAUCUUCUGCUAAAUUUCUGACUAAAAUUGACAUGGUGCUUUCAUGGCAGUUUAAUUUUUAUUUUACAAUAGGUAAAUGUUUAUUAUAAAAUAAUUAGCACACAGUUCUUUCUAUCCUACUGUAUUCUGGGCCCAAAGAAAUAGGAUUGUGUAUUUGUUACUGUACUUGUUUCAUCUCUAAGUUGUUUCAAUGGUUCAAUAAACUUUAUGGUAUUAGUAUAUAGAUUCUGGAUAACUUUUAAUAAUAAAUAAUCUUACAAAAAUAAAAUCAUAUAUCUUAAACUUUACUGUGAACCAUAUUGCAUUAGGAAGGCUUGCUUUCUGCAGCACAAUAUGUAUUAUCAUUCACAGAUUUUUGGUUACCUAGAGCAUGCUAGAUGUUUUACAUGUAUUAUAUUUCUGCUUUAUAAUGCUGAAUUCCAGAUUUUAGAAGUUAUAGAAAGUUUUUUUUAUAAAAGUUAGUGAUUGCUUUGAAUU